AUGACGAUCCUCUUGGCAACACACGACCACUGCCUCCGUCGUUCAACGCUAUCCAGCCAUUGUGUUGGCCGUCCUCACCACGCGCGCCUUCCUGCGCUGAUCCGUUUGCUGACGCUCCGAUGCACAUCCUGUACACCUCGGGUUCGGACAUGGCCGUGCGCCCAUCUUCACAGGGAUCGCGCAUUUGACCGAUUGCAAGCAGUUGACCGAGAUGGACGUCAAGCGGUUGUGCGACAAAGUCAGUCGGCGAAUCGGCUCCAGCGACGCUGACGUCCACAAUGAUCUGCGCUUGGCGUACGUGCCCUGCGCGACCGGCAAUCACAAACUGACUCAAUCCGCUCCUCCCCCCAUCUACUCGAUCGCGCAGGCACGUGAGAUCCUCGUCGACGAAUCCAAUGUUCAACCCGUCAGAUGCCCCGUCACCGUCUGCGGUGAUAUCCACGGUCAAUUCGUGCGUCUAUACCCUGGCCUUCCCGCACAUCAAAUGCCCUUGUCUAUGACCGGAACUGACUGGGUCAGAUUGACUGACUGCCUACUUCUAGCACGACCUGUCUGAGCUGUUCCGAAUCGGUGGCAACUCGCCCGACACCAACUACCUCUUCAUGGGUGACUACGUCGACCGUGGCUACUACUCGGUCGAGACGGUGACCUUGCUCGUCGCGCUCAAAGUACGCUACCGUGACCGAGUGACCAUCCUCCGAGGCAACCACGAGUCGCGGCAGAUCACCCAGGUCUACGGCUUCUACGACGAGUGCCUGCGCAAGUACGGCAACGCGAACGUGUGGAAAUUCUUCACCGACCUGUUCGACUACCUUCCCUUGACGGCCCUGAUCGACGACUCUGUGAGUCCGCUCGGGUGUUUCCUCGAGUAGGAUGCGCACUGAUGCGCGAUCGUCCGCAAUAGAUCUUCUGUCUCCACGGUGGUCUUUCCCCCUCCAUCGACACGCUCGACCACAUCCGCUCGAUCGACCGAAUCCAGGAAGUGCCGCAUGAAGGCCCGAUGUGCGAUCUGCUCUGGUCCGAUCCGGAUGACCGCUGCGGAUGGGGCAUCUCGCCACGUGGUGCAGGGUACACGUUCGGACAAGAUAUCUCCGAGGCGUUCAAUCACAACAAUGGGCUGACGCUUGUUGCUAGGGCGCAUCAGGUGAGCUGAUCCGAAGGCGUACGUCCGUGAUCAUUUCCGUGCUGACGCUCCACCUUGGCUUGCUCGACCCGUAGCUUGUGAUGGAGGGAUAGUGAGUUCGAGUGAGACGCAUCGCUUGGAUGGGACAUGCUCUGAUCAUCCAUGCUGCUGAAAACUACAGCAACUGGUCGCAUGAUCGGAAUGUCGUGACUAUCUUCUCGGCACCAAACUACUGCUACCGCUGCGGCAACCAGGCCGCGAUCAUGGAGAUUGACGAGAAUCUUAAAUACACAUUGUGCGUGCACGUUAUCUCGUCACAUGUUGCCCGUUACUCACUGACUCGCCCCGCUCCGUCGUACACCUUGUAGCCUGCAAUUCGACCCGGCGCCGCGAUUAGGCGAGCCGCUGGUUUCGAGGAGGGUGCCUGACGUGAGUUGAGCUUCCGCCGGAGUCCGCCCUAUUCGGCAAACAUUGUACUGACGUUCUGCUCACGAUUCCUUACGUACAGUAUUUCCUGUAA
This is a messenger RNA of Microbotryum saponariae, 1643 nucleotides long. The record is from the annotation of a GenBank genome assembly. NCBI's taxonomy places the organism in Eukaryota, Fungi, Basidiomycota, Microbotryomycetes, Microbotryales, Microbotryaceae.